UCUCUCACUCCACGGGAGCUGAGCGAGGAGCAGGACGAUGUUUGACAACACGCAGUACCCCUACAACUGCUUCAAUUACGAUGGGGAUGACUAUCCUACCUGUAGUUCUGAUGAAGAGAAAAAAUUCACCAGACCGGCAUACAGCUACAUUGCCUUAAUUGCAAUGGCCAUCCAGCAAAGUCCUUCAAAUAAAGUCACCCUCUCUGGCAUUUAUGACUUUAUAAUGAAGAAAUUUCCUUACUACAGAUCAAAUCAAAGAGCCUGGCAGAACUCCAUCCGACAUAACUUAUCGCUUAACAGUUGUUUUGUAAAGGUUCCCAGAACAGAAGGGAAUGAGAAGGGGAAAGGAAACUAUUGGAGCUUUGCAACGGGCUGCGAAUCCAUGCUGGAUCUCUUUGAAAACGGGAAUUACAGGCGAAGACGGAGGAGGAGGAACGUGAAAAGGGAACACAAGGAGCAGAGACCAAGCAGAGGGAAGAGUCCUUCAUCCCCCGGUAUGCCUUCUGUGGACUCGGCUUUAAACAGCAUUUCCUCUUCUGAAAGUAGACACGAAAGAAUCGAGUCGGGCCCGAGACUCCUGGAGCCUCGGGGCUUUGCUGCGAGCAGUCUGACCAGCAGGCAGAGCCUAAGCAAUUCCUCCUUGGCAAAAUCGGAUUCCGAAAUCAAAUUCAGCAUCGAUUACAUCCUCUCAGCCCCCGACCCUUUGCCUGUCCUGAGGUCUCAGUAUCACAUGCAAGAAAAUAAAUGUCAUCUACUGGAGGCCCAGCAAAUUAAUCUCCAGUUCUGGACAAUGUGAUGUUAUUUAUUGGUGGUGACACAGCCCGAGUCGUCCGGCAGCCUCACGCCACCCAAACCCAGCCGCCUGCAUCCUCCGUUCCUCCCCGAGCAGCGCUCAGAAGGGGGUACCCAUUCACCAGCUGAUUCUCUGCCGGUACCCAAAGGACUUCACCAAGAUUAGAGCAGAAAUAACAUUUCCCAGUAUCGGUUUUCACAAAAUUCUAGCUUUGUUUCCUGCACUGUCGUGGACGUCGUUGAACACCACAGAGAAUUUCCUCUCUCGAGCAGAAGCCGACAGAAAAGAGACGUGCUUAUCACCCGUUGCUUUAUUAAAGACAGAGUGAAUUUGAUUCCACUUUCACUGGUGGAAAUUAGGAUUAAUUCCACUGAAGU
Messenger RNA from Calidris pugnax (ruff), 1170 nucleotides. Its product is annotated as forkhead box protein L1. The coding region runs from base 38 to 796 and encodes 252 amino acids. Gene Ontology annotation, molecular function: DNA-binding transcription factor activity, RNA polymerase II-specific; RNA polymerase II cis-regulatory region sequence-specific DNA binding. NCBI's taxonomy places the organism in Eukaryota, Metazoa, Chordata, Aves, Charadriiformes, Scolopacidae. Gene Ontology annotation, biological process: cell differentiation; anatomical structure morphogenesis; regulation of transcription by RNA polymerase II. The transcript has 3 exons. The record is from RefSeq and is a predicted model, not a curated record.